Molecule: messenger RNA, 2200 nt
Organism: Toxotes jaculatrix (banded archerfish)
Lineage: Eukaryota; Metazoa; Chordata; Actinopteri; Toxotidae
Gene: pla1a
Product: phospholipase A1 member A
Exons: 11
Coding region: 402-1793 (463 amino acids)
Biological process (GO): lipid metabolic process
Molecular function (GO): lipase activity; carboxylic ester hydrolase activity
Source: RefSeq, a predicted model, not a curated record
UACAAACCCAGUCUGGGAAAAAAAAAAAAGAAAAAAAAAACCACCCACUGACAAAUGUGAUGACCGGGUGAAUGGACAGGGGAGGGUUUGUUGUGGAUUCAGGCUCAAAGUGGAGAUUUACAGGAAAGGAAACAUAGAAAACUCUGCUGAGACCACUGUUUUUGGACUCCUCUGGACUGUUUUAUGUGAAUUCCUGUCUUGCUUCAUGCCUGUUGUUUGCCAAUUAAAGGCUGAGUAGUCGUUCCCAAGCUGCAGCACUGCACAGAGCUGGGAUUUUCUUAAGCCAAGAGCUGAUCUCCAUCCACCAGUCUGCGGCUGACGGGAACAGCUGAGCACCGUUCAGCACCAGCUAAAGCUCCCGGGCAGCUACUCUUCCCAUUCUCUCCUCUGUUACUACAGAAAUGCCUUGGGAACACAAAACAAUCCUCCUUGGGGUUCUGACCGUCUACAUCACAUCACUGGUGCUGGGUGUGGAGGAAAGGCCGAGGGAUGCUGAGUGCGCUGACCUCAACAACACCACGUGGCAUGGGUACCGGGGGCAGAGAGUCAAACUGCAGGUCCAGUACCUGCUGCUGACGAGGAGGAACGUGGACUGUGCACAAAUGUUCAACCAGGAGUCUCUCACCAAGGAGCCCUCCUACUUCAACAGCUCCCACCCGACCAAAGUCAUCGUCCACGGAUACAGAGCCUUGGGCAGUAAGCCAUCCUGGGUGAAGGAGCUGGCUCAGGCCCUGCUCAGGGUGCAGGAUGUGAACGUGCUGGUGGUGGACUGGGUCUAUGGCGCCUCCUUCGCCUACAACCUGGUGGUGGAGAAUUACAAGGAGGUGGCUGUGCAGAUCUCUGUCCUCAUCAACCAGCUGCAGAAACAUGGGUGCAAGCUGGAGUCCUUCCACUUCAUCGGGGUCAGCCUUGGGGCGCACGUCGCUGGUUUUGUGGGGACUCUUUUCGAGGGGAAGAUAGGAAGAAUCACAGGCCUCGACCCCGCUGGACCCAUGUUUAAAGGAGCCGACACCUUUGACCGGUUGGACCCGUCCGACGCCCUGUUUGUCGAUGCCAUCCACACAGACUCUGACUAUUUUGGCAUCUCCAUCCCUGUCGGUCACGUGGACUUCUUUCUGAACGGAGGGAAGGACCAGACUGGAUGUGCCCGCUCCAGGUUUCCCUCAAUUCUUGUCUACUUUCCAGUGUACGGCUAUGUGAUAUGUGACCACAUGAGGGCGCUGCACGUCUACAUGAGUGCGUUGGACGGCUCCUGCCCAUUGAAAGGGAUCCCAUGCUUCAACUAUGAUGACUUCCUGAAGGGACACUGUGUGGACUGUGAUGUCUUCAAGGGGACAUGUCCAACUAUAGGGUUAUCAGAAAACAGUGGGAUUGCCAUAUCUCCAAUUCCCAAAGAGCAGAAGCUAUUCCUUCUCACGACUUCUUCGCCACCUUUUUGCACUCAUCACAUCCUGCUGGAGCUGAAGGUUUCGCCCCUGGAUAAAAGCGCUGAGGUGGAAGUGACGCUGAGGACUGGGAACCUGGGAACAGAGCAGAGGCUCAGGCUUCAGACGUCCACGACAGUGUACAGGACGGUGCUGACUCAUCCCGUGGCUCUGUGUGAGAUCGAGUCCAUCGAGAUGAAGAACACCGGCGCUCUGUUCUACAGACAGGGAGAGAUCCACUUCCAGUCGGUCUGUCUGUCUGAGUUCCCCGCUCUCAGGCGAGAGGAGCCGCUGUGCGUGAACAACAUCAAUGUCAGACGAGGAGCUCUGUGGUCUCAUGACUUUGUGCAGGUGUGUGGCAUCUUCUGAAGAAAGCUGAAAAACACCCAUGGAUUCCAAUAUCCCGUCCGUUUCAUGUUUUAACCACCUUGUUUGAUUUUAGUGUUCGGGCUCAAUCUUGGUGGCUGGAGCCAAAGAACCAUAUUUUAUUUAGUCAAAAUGCAGUCGAGUUAAUUUUACAACAUCAUGUCACAACUGUGAAACAGUGUAAAAAGAUUGAUUUAUAUUUUUAUUUCUUAUCACCAGAGUUUUGUUUUUGGUUUACGUUUGUCUGUUAGGUUAUUCCUUUCUGAAAAGUGUUUAAAGAAUGAAUCCUUUUCCUGUAAUCUGGUUUUGCAACCAGGGUCUAACUUCUGAACCUUGUUCCAGGAAACCAGACUCAAUAGUAUUUUUUAGGGAUUUUAGCAAUAAACGGAGAAAUAACUUCCUCAUCAAUA